Lachancea meyersii CBS 8951 is the source of this 693-nucleotide messenger RNA. The record is from the annotation of a GenBank genome assembly. Lineage: Eukaryota; Fungi; Ascomycota; Saccharomycetes; Saccharomycetales; Saccharomycetaceae.
AUGACCAAGGACAUCCCCUUCUACACCACCAACGAGGACAAGAGAAGACUGCGUAUUUUUCUGAUCAGACACGGUCAAACCGCGGAAAAUGCUAAAAAGAUCCUUCAGGGCCAUCUCGAUACCGACUUGAAUGAGACAGGCAUCGAGCAAGCGCAGAAAUUGGGUCAGUACCUGUCGAAAAAUAGAGAUAUCAAGUUCGAUCGAGUCUUCAGCAGCGACCUGAAACGGUGCCAGCAAACCUCUGCUCAUGUCCUGAGUGAGUAUCCCGAAUCAGAGAGACCAGAUGUGAUUUUGAAGUACGGGCUAAGGGAGCGCUCUAUGGGUGAAAUCCAGGGCAUGUUUUUGAGCGACGCGGAGAAAUACGCUGAGAAGCACGGUAAGGCCUCGUUCCGCGAUUUUGGCGAGACACCGGAGGACUUCGAGCGCAGGCUAACGCAAACGGUUUCGGAUAUUGCUCAAAACUGCACGGAAAUGCAAAACAUCGCUCUUGUCAGUCAUGGGGGCUCGAUCAGACAGCUUUUGAAGUGGUUCAACUACACUGAGCACGACAUGCACCGAAUCAUCGUGUUCAACACGUCCUGCACUAUUAUAGACUACCUUAAAGACGAUGCCAAAUUCGAGGUGAAGAGGGUUGGAAAUACGCAACAUUUGGGUGAUGGAGAAUUCAUUGUCAGUGACUUGCGCCUGCGCUAA